Molecule: messenger RNA, 2318 nt
Organism: Suillus paluster
Lineage: Eukaryota; Fungi; Basidiomycota; Agaricomycetes; Boletales; Suillaceae
Exons: 6
Coding region: 30-2279 (749 amino acids)
Biological process (GO): long-chain fatty-acyl-CoA metabolic process; long-chain fatty acid metabolic process
Cellular component (GO): lipid droplet; plasma membrane; endoplasmic reticulum
Molecular function (GO): long-chain fatty acid-CoA ligase activity
Source: RefSeq, a predicted model, not a curated record
CACGCCCCAGUGAACUAGAAGCAAUCACCAUGACCUCCAAACGCAACUUCUUUGGCAAGGGCUCCGUCGAGGUUACCACAGAGGACGGCAGCCUGGUUCGACGCCUGGCAAUUACUGCUGACAACCUUGUAACUCAACCAUUCGAGGGCAUCGACAUCAUUCCCGAUGUCAUUGACUACGGCGCACGAACGCAUGGCACAAGAGAUGCUAUGGGUUGGCGCGAUAUUGUCGAUAUUCACGAGGAAGCGAAGGAAGUAAAGAAGAUGGUCAAUGGAAAGGAAGUCACCGAGAAGAAGACCUGGAAAUAUUUCCAGCUCAGUGACUACAAGUACCUCAGUUUCCUGGAUGUCCAAGAGCGAGUUUCGGCUCUUGCGCGUGGUCUUCUUCACAAUCAGAUCAUGAGGGAAGACAUAUUCAACAUCUAUGCUCAGACGAGUGUAAAUUGGCAACUCAUGUCUCAUGCAUGCACAACUAUUGGAAUUCCUGUGGCCACGGCUUACGAUACCCUUGGCGAAUCUGGACUCACGCACUCAUUGAACGAGCCAAACUGCGUUGGUGUUUUCACUAAUGCCGAACUCCUCGUGACCCUCAAGAAUGUGCUGCCUAAUACCCCAUCAGUGAGGUUCAUAGUCUAUGACGGUGACGCCAACGUUAGGGAAAACGUAGUCAUUCUCUCCAUUGACCAACUGCGUGAGGUUGGCGCGGCGCAAUCUAUGGACGGUCUGAAGGAGAGAAGGCCAUCUCGGGACGACAUGGCCCUGAUUAUGUAUACCAGUGGCACUACGGGGGCUCCUAAGGGCGUGGUGCUCACUCAUGGCAACGUCAUUGCCUCCGUUGGUGCCGUUUACAAGCUCCUUGGCCACCACCUCACCAACGACGACACUUUCCUGGGGUAUCUCCCCCUUGCCCACAUUCUUGAAUACAUCGUCGAGCUUAUCAUAUUCUUCGUUGGCAUGAAGACAGGCUACGGCCGGGUCAAGACCCUUACAGAUGCAUCCGUGCGCCACUGCAAGGGCGACAUUGUUACGUUCCGCCCCAGCAUCAUGGUUGGCGUACCUGCUGUGUGGGAGCAGAUCCGUAAGGGGAUUAUCAGCAAGGUUAACGCUAGCGGCUCCUUGAAGAAGACUAUAUUCAACGGAGCGAUGGCGGCCAAGAAGGCUGAUGUCCCUGGUCUUAGCCAGCUGGCUGAUGCUGCUGUACUCAAUAGCAUCAAGCAAGCUACCGGAGGACGGCUCCGUCUCGCGUUGAGCGGCGGUGCUGCUCUUAGCAAAGAAACUCAGGAGUUCUUGUCCGUUGCACUCGUCACCAUGCUCCAAGGUUACGGUAUGACCGAGUCUUGUGGGAUGUGCGCCAUCUUGCCCCCUGAGCUCAUGCAAUAUCGCUCAGUUGGACUGCCUGUUCCUUCGGCCGAAAUCAAGCUCCUGGAUGUCCCUGAAGCAGGCUACAAGUCGACUAACAAUCCUCCCCAGGGGGAAGUUUGUAUCAGGGGUCCGUCAGUCACCAAAGGAUACUACAAGCGGGACGACCUCAACAAUGAUGAGUCGAUCUUCACCAAGGAUGGCUGGCUUAGGACUGGUGAUGUCGGACAGUGGAAUGCCGAUGGAACUCUUUCUCUGAUCGACAGGAUUAAGAAUCUUAUCAAGUUACAGGGUGGCGAGUACAUAGCCCUUGAACAACUUGAAUCAAUCUACAAGUCAUGCAACCUCGUGGCAAACAUAUGUGUAUAUGCAGAUGCUGAAGCCAAACAACCCAUUGGUAUCAUCAUCCCUCACGAGGUCAAUCUGCGCCACGCUCUCGAAGCCAAGUCCGUCCCUGUAGAUGCGAGUGCACAGUUAUCGGAUCUGUGCGCAAAGAAAGCGGUACAGGAUCUCGUCCUCAAGGAGUGCAAUGCUAUCGGGAAAAAGAAUGGCUUCAAACCGAUGGAGAUUCUAGAAGCUGUUGUUCUGACGGCAGAUGAGUGGACACCUGAAAGCGGCCUCGUUACCGCAGCACAGAAGGUGCAACGCUCCAAGGUUGCGAAGAAGUUUGAGAAGGAGAUUAAGGUGGGUUUCAACCUUUUUGCUUUUCGCUUUCCAUUGACGACGGCUACUCAUAAUAGGCAGCUUAUACUGCCUAAUGAUUGUAGUUCAGUCGGCCAACCACAUUGUACUUGUUUGUUAAUUUCUCGAUUCUUCGACAAUCUAUAUAUUGUACACUUUGUAUGUCUUAGUCGGGCUCUUAGGAUGAUUAGCGCUGCUUGCUCCACACGGUCCAAUGUUCGGUUCCACGGAUUUUGUUGAGCAGCGAGGGCUAUGAAUAGUGUGAGUAGCGUUGGCUGC